CUGGACUGCUGACCUAGAAUGGCCCAGAACGGCACGACGGAGAACGGCGAGGCGGAGGGGGGCCCGCCCCCGGCCCCGGCCCCGGCCCCGGCUCUCCCCCAGCCCCUGAAAGUCCAGGAGGUCAGACACACCAAGAUUUUUAUCGACAACGAGUGGCGCGCAUCCAGCAGAGGAAGGACGUUUCCAACCUUCAAUCCGGCGACAGGUGUCCGGAUCUGUGACAUCCAGGAGGCGGACAAGGAGGAUGUGGACAAAGCGGUGGAGGCGGCGAAGCUGGCCCAGCAGAGAGGCUCUCCGUGGCGCAGGAUGGACGCGUCCGGACGCGGGAGGCUGCUGCACCGGCUGGCGGACCUGAUGGAGAGGGACCGGCUCCUGCUGGCGACCCUGGAGACUCUGGACACGGGCAAACCGUUCCUGCAGUCCUUCUUCAUUGACCUUGAAGGCAGCAUCAAAACCCUCCGUUACUACGCAGGCUGGACCGACAAGAUUCACGGACAGAGUCUCCCCGUGGAUGAAACCUUCUUGUGUUUAACCAAACACGAGCCUAUUGGCGUUUGCGGAGCCAUCAUUCCCUGGAACUUUCCUCUGCUGAUGUUCACGUGGAAGAUCGCCCCGGCCCUGAGCUGUGGAAACACUGUGGUGAUUAAGCCGGCGGAGCAGACCCCCCUGACGGCCCUCCACGUCGGAUCGCUCAUCAAAGAGGCCGACUUCCCUCCAGGGGUGGUGAACAUUGUUCCAGGGUUCGGUUCCACAGCAGGAGCAGCUAUUUCCAGCCACAAAGAUAUCGACAAGGUGGCCUUCACUGGCUCCACAGAGGUCGGCCAGCUGAUCAAAGAGGCGGCAGCCAAAAGCAACCUGAAGAGAGUGACUCUGGAGCUGGGAGGGAAGAAUCCCUGCAUCGUGUUUGCCGACUGUGACUUGCAGAUGGCAGUGGAGGAAACCCAGAAAGGAGCGUUUUAUAACCAGGGUCAGUGCUGCACGGCUGCGUCACGCGUCUUUGUGGAGGAAUCCAUUCAUGACGAGUUUGUGCGUCGCAGCGUAGAGAACGCCAAGAAGGUUGUCAUAGGAGACCCCCUGGACCCCCGGACGUCACACGGACCACAGAUUGACCAGAAGCAGUUUGAUAAAGUCAUGGAUCUGAUAGAGAGCGGGAAGAAGGAGGGAGCCCGACUGGAGUACGGAGGAGAAGCUGUGGCCGAGAAGAGCCUCUUCAUUAAGCCCACCGUCUUCUCUGGGGUCAAAGAUCACAUGCGCAUCGCCAAGGAAGAGAUCUUUGGUCCAGUGCAGUGUAUAUUCAGCUUUAAGAGCCAGCAGGAGGUGGUGGACCGAGCCAACAGCUCGCAGUAUGGCCUGGUGUCUGCCGUCUUCACACAGAGCAUGGACAGAGCUCUGUCUGUGUCUGCAGCUCUGGAGACUGGCACCGUCUGGAUAAACUGCUAUAACGCCCUCCAUGCACAGACUCCCUUCGGCGGCUACAAGAUGUCAGGAAACGGACGAGAGCUAGGAGAGUACGCCCUGGCUGAGUACUCAGAGGUGAAAACAGUGACCAUCAAGCUGAGAGAAACCAUAUGAGACCUGCUCUGCACGAGGCCUCGUCACACAUCGCUCCUGUCCACACACUCCUGUCCUGUCGUCCUCACGCUGCUGCCAGGACGGUUAGGUUUAUAUACGCAGUGUAUCAGGGUACAAAAGACUCGUGUAGCUGAGGAUAGGAUUUGACUCAACAGUCUAAAGAAAUACAGGCAACUUUCUUUUUAAAGGUUUUUAUUUGUCAGUGAUCUGAGAUUACCUAGAAGAAAGUGGGUGGUUUGAAACCUGAAGGGCUCAAGGGUUCAUCUACAGAGGGACGAGAUGGAGAAAAGUCAGUCAAGCCUUGAAAAUGCUCUGUUUUAUAUGCAUAAAAAUGUGAUGAUCCGCAUCAAAUCACAAAUACAAAAUAUAACACAAUGUAUUUAACCUGAUUUCCUCCCACAAUGACUGGAAACAGCAGUGAAUCUUUCAGUGUUUGUACUCUGGAUUAAAUGAGAGGUUGUCAAGCAUCUUUUUUCAUAAAUGAGACUUCACGAAAUGCACAGCAUCAUUAAUCAAUGGACACGGAUGUAUUGAUCAGUGGGUAGCUUGAUGAAUGAACGGAUGAUUUGAUGAACGCGUGUUGGUAAAUUGUGAUGUGUAGAUCUGAGCCCAAAGUGUCAACACAACAUGAACUGUUCUAAUAUUUACUGUCUGUAUUCAUCAUAUAUGUUAAACAUUCACAAUGCUGUUGGGUCAGACGGCAUUUUAUGACCAAUUAGUUCAGAAAACUAUGUUUUGAAGCAGAGAAACAUCUAAAACAUGCAGGACCGGGGUUGGAGACCACUGCCAGCUCCGAAUGUGGUAUUUCCUCACAGCAUCCACACAGCUUCCAGACAUUAACAAAUUAGCAUUGAAUCUUUCCUAGGAUUUAAACUGUUCAUUUUUCUUUCUUUUAUUAAUUAAAGCCACACAAGAUUUUUGAAGUUGUUGUCAAUCAUCCUCCCCAAACCUAUAGAGGCCGUCUCUCGCUGGUCCUGGAGGGCCACAGUUCUGCCAGCCUUCAGCGUCUCCCGGCUUUAAUGACUUUGUGAACAGCAAACAGCCGAAAGCUUGCAGAAAACAUGUCAUUCACAAUUACCAGGUGUGUUGAGGCAUGUAGUAACGAUACAGGACUGUGGC
Messenger RNA from Salarias fasciatus (jewelled blenny), 2691 nucleotides. It is a transcript of the gene aldh1a3, whose product is annotated as aldehyde dehydrogenase 1 family, member A3. The coding region runs from base 19 to 1572 and encodes 517 amino acids. The transcript has 13 exons. Gene Ontology annotation, molecular function: oxidoreductase activity, acting on the aldehyde or oxo group of donors, NAD or NADP as acceptor. NCBI's taxonomy places the organism in Eukaryota, Metazoa, Chordata, Actinopteri, Blenniiformes, Blenniidae. The record is from RefSeq and is a predicted model, not a curated record.